AUGUCCGAGAAGCGUCCGUUUCCCGGCGACGGCCUAGACGACGGUCAUGAUUCAAAACGCCCUCGAUCAGCCCAGGCAUCACCAGCGCCGGACAACGAUGUCGAGCGUAAAAGGCGCGAAGUCGCUGAGCGCAUCGCCGCUAUGAAGGCUCGCAUGUCAAACAAGGGAGCCGCCGCCGCUCCUCCAUCAUCCUCCGCGACCGAUAUGCAAGCGCGUAUUGCUGCCAUGAAAGCUCGUCUGCAAGGCAAUGCCGCUCCAGCGUCGCCCUCUCCUGCUCCUGCGCCUGCCUCUCCUUCUCCCGCACCUUCUUCCGAGGACGCCAGAAAGGCACAAAUUCAAGCCCAACUUGCUGCCAUCAAGGCCAGACAACCACCCCAAACCGAUAUCCCCACCCGUCCUGCCGCUCAUACCGCUCAUACUCCUGGACUCGCUCCCUCUCCACCGGUCCGCGAUGAUACUGCUGCACGAGCAAGAGGUGGCCUCAAUGUUGGUUUGCAUCCCAGUCUCUUAGGUGGUCCUACAAGGUCUGGAAACAACAAAAAGCAAAAGGAUGAACCUGCAAAACACAACCCUUAUCUAGCUGGCGACGACCAGCAGUUGCAGAAUGAACCAUUCUACGACCCGUCGUUGCAGAAACAGAAGGACCGCAAGUCUAAACAGCUGCUCUUCAAUCAGAAGGGUAAAUUCAUGGCACAGGCUGAAGCUCUACGGCAACAGGCAAGAAUUGAACAGAUGGCCAAAGAAAUGCAAGAGCAGGCACGGAAACAAGCUAUUGAAGAAGCCACAGAGAAGUCUUUCCUGGUUCCUGCUCCGCCAGAGAUCGAAUGGUGGGAUGAAGGUCUCGUGACCGGCGGCAACUACGAAAACCUCGAGGCUCCAGACAAGAUCAACAUGGAAGUCAUCACCAAAUACGUACAACAUCCUGUUUUACUUUCUGCUCCUCAAGACGCCAACGUACCGGCUCCGAAAGCCAUGUAUCUCACAAAGCAAGAGCAGAAGAAGGUUCGACGACAACGCCGUAUGGCAGAUCACAAAGAGGAGCAGGCGAAGAUCAGACUUGGCCUCAAAGCGCCACCACCGCCUAAGGUCAAGAAAUCAAAUCUUAUGCGUGUAUUAGGAAAUGAGGCCGUCAAGGAUCCUACUGCAGUUGAAGCUCGUCAGCGCCUUGAGAAGCUGGCUGCUCAACAAGAAGCUGAUGCCACUCUCGGCAUGAGGGUAUUAGUCUUCAAGAUCGACAAUCUAAGUUACGGAAAACACCGUUUCCAAACCAACAAGAACGCCGAGCAGCAAGCCUUGACAGGCAUCACCAUUUUCCACCCAAAGAUGAAUCUAGUGAUAGUCGAAGGCGGCACCCACAGCAUCAACGCAUACAAGAAACUCAUGCUCAACCGUGUCAAAUGGACCGAAAACGCCAUGCCACAAAGCGUGCGCGAGGGCAACUCAGAAGCCAAUGCUGCAUGGCUGAACGCAUUCGACGAGGAUGGCAAGCUCAAGGACAACACGUUCAACAGAUGUCAGCUUGUCUUUGAGGGCGAGGAGAAGCAACGGGCCUUUAAGCGCUGGAUGCCAUACAAGGCCUGCGAGACGGAUGGCGAAGCAAAAGAUGUGCUGAGCAGGUACAAGAUGGAAAACAUGUGGACGUUGGCACAGUCUCCAGCGUUCCAGUAA
Messenger RNA from Aureobasidium musti, 1668 nucleotides. The record is from the annotation of a GenBank genome assembly. NCBI's taxonomy places the organism in Eukaryota, Fungi, Ascomycota, Dothideomycetes, Dothideales, Saccotheciaceae.